GUCUGAGUGUGUAGUUACUCGGCGCUGUUUGUCGUGCUGCUGCUCUGCAACCCCCAGAUCUGGAUUAUGACUUUGUAUAAAACUCCCAAAGCGACAAAUCCAAGUGAAUCUGCUGACAGGAUGCAGUGUGCUGGCAAAGCCUUGGAAGAGAUGCUCAUCUCAGCUAAGCAUCAGGAAUGUCUUACCGUCGGAGUCUACGAGUCUGCAAAAGUCAUGAAUGUAAAUCCGGACAGCGUGGCUUUCUGCGUGCUGGUCACCGACAAGGAGUACGAGUGCAACAUCGCCUUGCAGAUCCACUUCACUCUAAUCCAGGCUUUCUGUUUUGACAACGACAUCGAUAUUGUAAGAGUGAACGACCUGCAACACAUGGCAAAAAUCAUCGGGUGCCCAGGGAUGCCUUGCGAUCUGCAAGAUAUGCACUGUGUUCUCGUUACGAGCCCAAAUGAGCAAUCGUGGAAAGACAUCAAUCUACAGAAGCUCAGUGCUUACUGUGAGGAGAGCCGCAUGUGUAACGAGUUUCUGCCUGUGGUGACAUUGCCUGCAAGAUGAGCUAUGAAGAAGCAAAUAUGCAGCUGGCUGUCCUGAUGACAGGAUCUGUGUGUUCAGAUGUUGCAUCCUGAACCUUCGCUCUGGAUUAUCCCCUUGAGGGGACCAGAAGUUGCAGUGCAGACCGGAUUACAUCAGAGAAAUCGGUUCAUGAAGGAAAGGUGGUAGCCAUGUCCAGGGCUUUUCUAUGGGGAACAUCAAGAUGCUUUACAAAAACUAGAGAGAAAUGUUUGCGUUGUGCAUUAAAAUUGGGACACGGUAUGGUUAAGUCAAGUGACGUGUGCAAGGCAACAACAAGUUUCUGGUACCGAAUUUUCUGCCUUGUGGUUUAAGAUUGCAACCGACAAUAAAGGCAUAGUAGGACUGAUUUACGGACUGCUGAUGAGUUGGACUCGAGAGGAUGUGAUCGAAGUGAGUGCGUCAGAAACUUUGGAAAACACUGUGUAGUUAAACAUAAAAUGUCUAAAUUUAUAUGUUUAAUAAAACAGUUGAAAAGAU
Polypterus senegalus (gray bichir) is the source of this 1044-nucleotide messenger RNA. Its product is annotated as growth arrest and DNA damage-inducible protein GADD45 gamma-like. NCBI's taxonomy places the organism in Eukaryota, Metazoa, Chordata, Cladistia, Polypteriformes, Polypteridae. Bases 67 to 549 code for a protein of 160 amino acids. Gene Ontology annotation, cellular component: nucleus; cytoplasm. The record is from RefSeq and is a predicted model, not a curated record. Gene Ontology annotation, biological process: regulation of cell cycle. The transcript has 4 exons.